Molecule: messenger RNA, 1839 nt
Organism: Haliotis rubra (blacklip abalone)
Lineage: Eukaryota; Metazoa; Mollusca; Gastropoda; Lepetellida; Haliotidae
Source: RefSeq, a predicted model, not a curated record
GUUUGUAUGUAACAUGACAUUGUGACAAAUGAACCAAGGGAGGUAACUCUACGGCAACAGUGCCGUCAUCUUCCAAAAGUGCCGUCAUACGUCAUCUACGGGGUUUACACAUUCCACUGCACGAUCCUCGCCAUGUUUAGAAGACUGAGCAAGCUGACGUUGUCAUUAUUCUCCCCAGCAGAUCUCUCAAGCCGCAGUCUACGGUCUGCGCUGCCAACACCAGACAGGAUCCCCCUUCCUGAUCUUGCACCCACUACGAUUACAGCCCUUCAAGCAGGUGAAAGGAGCAGCCAGAUUUUUAACUCUGUAUUGAAGCAGUGUGAAACAUUUUACACAACUGUUUAUCCAUCAAUGUCAUCUUCACCAUACUAUCAAUCAAUCGGCAGGAGGAUGGUGGAAAAAUAUCCUUCAUUGGCCUAUGCACAUGGCAAGACACCUUGGGUAAGUUUGAGUUGGCUUCAGUUUAUAUCUCUUAUUCACUUGUGUCUUUUUCAGCGAUGCCGCACCAAUAGAUUUCAAAACAAUGCAAAAUCAACAAGACCUGCUCCUAAGGAUUCUGAAGAUGCACAACCUCAGAAGUUGUUCAAGAUGGCUAAUAAAUUAUCAGGUGUGACAUCAGAGAAAGAUUUUGCAUCCCAUCUUGAUGAAAUAAAGAAGGAAUGGGAAGGAAAGCAAUCAAUUACUCAUCUGCAAACUCUACUAAAACAGACAAGACAAUUCCGCAAAGAGUGGCAAACCACCUUGAAGACUGGAAAGAUUGAGCCCAUUUUAGAAAAGUUCCCUUGUUUUGAGGAAGGAUGCUUUUUGGUGUAUGAAUUCUUUUGCCAACGCAGUGAUGAUCCAGAGAAAGCGAGGGAAGAAAUUGUUGCAAGAAAUAUGGAAUGGAUAAUGCACACUGUCGUAUCUAAAAAAACUGCACCUGAGGGUACUGAUGCUGAAAAAGCAUCCAACUGUUCCGAUUUGCAGAAGCUUGUUUCCAAGCAAAAGGGCAAGGGUUUGAAGUCAAAGACCUGCAUUACCAUAGUCAAUGAUGUGAAGAGUGUGGAAACAGUUCCUCAAAAACAUCUGCACAGCCAAGUGGAAGAGGCUCCUCAUCUUGUGGUCUUCCUUGACAGCUCAAAACACAUCCUACUUGUGGUCUUCCUUGACAGCCCAAAACACAUCCUAUGCCAAUUCAUUGUAGGAGACAAUGUAAAGAUUUUUCUUCAAACACAGUCAUUGUUUGAUGCAGUGAUCAGUCUCCUUGGGAGUUACUAUGUUUUUGAUUUGGAGUACCCCCCUACAUAUUGCCAGGUUCUUGGUCUGGUACAGCACUGGGUUGUAUCUGACAUAUUUACUGGAUCAAGGACAUCCAAUUGUAAAAGUUCAGUGAUGAACUGACAAGAUCCAAAGAUAAACACUGAGAUAUUAGAAUGUUUCCCAAUCAAGCUUUGAACUUUCAAAAAAUCUUUUUGGUAGUAAUGCGGCAAUGUAUACCAUUCUUUAUCCAGUGGCAUGAUAUUUCUCUUAUAAUAUGUUAAAACAAAAGGUAAAAAAGUCAGUUAUACCAGGGAACAUCCCAAGGAGACCUUUGUGAAAGGAAACAGACUGAUUCUUCCUUUAGUUUUCAUUACAAUGAUGUUGUCUAUUACAAAUUUAUGCAAACUGCUGAUAUUCUAAAGAGAAAGAUUAUUAUACAAAUUAUGAAAGCCAAAAUUUUUCAAAGACCAUUCAUAGUACCUAUUGUUCAUUCUGUUAAGCCAGACAGAAGUGUUCUUCCUGUUCAAAAGAAUUGAAUUUCAUGUAUUGUGCCAAAUUGAACUAAAUUUCGACCACAUCGUCUGUUCUCAAUAAACAUUA